GUGAGACUUGUUUGAGAGACAUGUGUUGUGUGUUUGAAAUGAGACCACAAAUCGUGUGAUUAAUUUAACAGUUGGUUUACCUCUUUGGAUGACAAUGAGUGACACAAUCGACCAUAAAAAGAGUGACAAACUCUUGGAGCGAAAGAAGCGAAAGGUUUUAUUGAAAGAGAAAAAGUCGCGAAUAAUUGUGAGAAACCUAUCGUUUAAAGCGAAUGAAGAGACCAUUAGAUCGGCGUUCAGUCGUUUCGGACAAAUUCGUGAAAUAAAUAUCCCGAAGAAUUCGGACGGAAAGAUGAAAGGCUUUUGUUUCGUCGGUUUCGAUGCCAUUAAAAGCGCUCUCAAAGCCAUCAAAGAGAUGAAUGCGAAGCCAUUGAUGGGUCGGACGGUUGCCGUCGACUUCGCUAUGGCUCAGAAAAAGUUUCUCAACUUUGACGCCAAUAGUGUCCAAUCGGUUCCUAAAGAGGACAACGAGACCGCAGAUGAAAAGCUUGUAAUGGAUGGUAAAGAUGAUUCCGAUGGCGACGACAGCGAAGGUGAAGACAAUGAUGGAGAAGACGGAGAUGAAGAUGAGAACGACGGCAGUGGUAGUGAUGACAGUGAAGAUGAUAUGUCAGCGAAGAAAAAAAUUAAUCCCAAAGUAUUGAACGACGCGUCGGAAGAGCGGACAGUAUUUGUGCGGAACCUGUCGUUCGGGACGAGCGCUGAAGCGUUGAAUGAAAUGAUGAAACAAUUUGGUGAAACACAAUAUUGCAAACUAUGUGUCGACCCCUACAGCGAGCACUCGAGAGGAACCGCUUUCGUUAAGUUUAAGAGUAAAGAAUUUGCCGAUCAGUGUUUGGAAGCGGCGCUCGUCGACGAUAACAGCGACUUGUUUUUGGACGGAAGACAACUCAACAUCUCUCUCGCCAUCACUAGAAAUAAACUGAAAGACUUAGAGGAGAAGCGGUCGGAGAAGAAUCGCGACAAAAGGAAUCUGUAUUUAGCCAAAGAAGGGCUUAUAUAUCCCGAAUCACCCGCCGCUGAAGGAGUCUCUCAAACCGAUCUUAAAAAGAGAUUAGCAGUAAGUUUUGCGAUACAGUAUUAA
Medioppia subpectinata is the source of this 1084-nucleotide messenger RNA. The record is from the annotation of a GenBank genome assembly. NCBI's taxonomy places the organism in Eukaryota, Metazoa, Arthropoda, Arachnida, Sarcoptiformes, Oppiidae.